Molecule: messenger RNA, 3521 nt
Organism: Seriola aureovittata
Lineage: Eukaryota; Metazoa; Chordata; Actinopteri; Carangiformes; Carangidae
Gene: znf276
Product: zinc finger protein 276
Exons: 12
Coding region: 190-2091 (633 amino acids)
Biological process (GO): regulation of transcription by RNA polymerase II
Cellular component (GO): nucleus
Molecular function (GO): transcription coregulator activity; zinc ion binding
Source: RefSeq, a predicted model, not a curated record
CCGGGUUCUAAUGUUUACAGCUGGUAGCAUCGCUGAAACCACAGAGCUGGUUCCUGGCUUAUGAAAACCUUCUUUUAUGUAAAAACAACAUGUACUCCAAGUACUAGGAUUUAUUUGCCGUCACGUGGCGCAGGCAGCAGGCCUCCAUCAUCGGGACCAACUGCUGACAGUCCAAGUACAGAAUAAACCAUGAAGAAGAAAAGUAAGCGUCCAAGGUCAUGUGAGACUUCACGACAGACCAGCAGGACACAGAUGACAGCGAGCGUCAGUGAGGAGAAGAGGACAUCUGGAAACAGAGGGAGACCUCGAAAGACUGUUCCUGUCACCACAGACAAUUUUUACCAUGGUAACGCUGCAACAGACAAGACUGUUAACUUAGACUUCAGUGUGAGAGCUGCUGACGCCACACAGAAACAUCCAGAGAGCAAGUCGAGGUCUUCAGGCAGACUAUCCACUGCUAUCUGCCGGCUCUGCCACGGAAAGUUCUCUCCACGCAGCCUGCGGCAUGCCUUCAACAGGUGGUCUCAAGAUUCCAUCGAUAUCGUUGACGAUGAGUCAGACGCCGCGGCCCCGUCACCCCUUUUAUUCCACACAGAUUUCCAGCAACUGGUCGGGGUCCAGUUGAACCGUGACCCCCGUUUAUCGGAGUUUAUCUGCAAGAAAUGCCAUGCCAAGUUCUACAAGUGCCACAGCAUCCUGAUCAGGUUUCUGCAAAGAGUCAAUCUCCCACCAGUUGGGAAAGAGAACCUCAAAAGCCGGAAGAGAGCAAAGUGUCCCGAGUCAUCAGUAAAUCAAGGUUCAAUAACACCACCGUCCUUUACCUCGGACUCUAAGUGCCUCCACAGUCUGGUGUCCUGGGCUCACCACCACGGAGAGGCCUGCCGCUCCUGCCCCGACCUGAAGGAGGUGCUGAAGGGCCAGUGCUGGGGCUCUGUUAAGGCCGUGUGGGGUUGCGUUGACGGUCACAGAUACAUCAUGGACACUCAGUGCACCACUACUACUAAUCCAGGUUACACAAUGAACUUUAGCAGUGGAGUGUUGGGAAGUGGCAAUGGCGAUGGAGUGAUGUCAGAGGAGGAUGAACUGGAGCAGGAGGAGGAGGAAGAUGAAGUAGAACAGCCCAGUGGGAAUGGAAGGACCCCAGGUGGAAGUAUAAGCACUCUGGAUCAACACAGUCCACCAACAGUCAUGGCACAGACUCAGAGCUCAGCACUGGUUGACUGGGCCAGCAACACUGAAGAUUUUACAGGUCAUGAGGAGCCUUUGUCUCCUGCUCUGGCCCAGCUGGAGGACAGGACAGCUGACAGUGAUGUGUCUGACAGGAUCAUCUCUGAGGAUGAAUUUGAGGAGAGUAGAAAAGGAGGGUUGUCAGACGACGAGCUGUUCGAGCCGUACUCAGACAAGAGAGCUCGCAGGGUGACUGUCUCCAACAAGAGAAGACGAAGCCCAAAGGCCCCAGAGGAGCCAAAAAUCAAAAAGAAACCUGGACCCAAACCUGGCUGGAAGAACAAGUUCAAACCUAAAGGAGAGGAGCUGCCCAACAUCUACAAGUGUCCGUAUCAGGGUUGUACCGCUGUGUAUCGAGCUCCUGACGGUUUGAAGAAGCACAUCAAGGAGCAUCAUGAGGAGGUGAGAGAGCGACCCUGCCCCCAUCCUGGCUGCAACAAGGUUUUCAUGAUCGACCGCUACCUGCAGCGACACGUCAAGCUCAUCCACACAGAGGAGAGGAACUACAUCUGUGACCAGUGUGGUCAGACCUUCAAACAGAGGAAGCAUCUCUCAGUUCACCAGAUGAGGCAUUCAGGAGCCAAGCCACUGCAGUGUGAGGUGUGUGGCUUCCAGUGUCGACAACGAGCGUCACUAAAAUACCACAUGACCAAACACAAGGCAGAGGCCGACCUGGAGUUUGCAUGCCUGAUAUGUGGGAAGCGUUUUGAGAAACCCCACAACCUGAAUGUCCAUAUGUCCAUGGUCCACCCACUGACUCAAGUUGAGGCUCAGAGAGGCAGCAGCCAACAGCAGCAGCCGUAUUCUGACUUGCACACCAUCACUCUGACCGGGGAGGUGGUUCCGCAGGACCAGGACAGAUGACAGCAGGGAGUUCAGGUCCAGGUCUGCUGCAGGGGUACAUAAACUGUGGGACAGGGACCAGUUCUGACAACCUGUACUGUGGUUUUCAUUUCUUUACAUUCACUUCAUGGACUGGGAUGGGACCCGAAACAGAAGUUUCAUUUUAGUGGAUAGUGACCAAUCUACUGACAGUUAGCAUCCAGCCACCUCAUGGUCGGCUGUGAUUCUCAUUCCAGAAUGAAUUUAUUUCAUUGUCAGGACAAUUUCCGACCAAGGAGACCACAUGUUUAGGUAUUAGCUUGUUUUGGGGGAACACGUGUAUCACUGACAGGCGCUGCAGUGUAACCUGAUGCUUGGGAGUGAAGGCUGUAACUUUGUCACAGUAAGAUAUAUUCUACUAACAGAUUUUAAGAAAUUCAAAGUUGUAAUCCUUAAGAUUUUAUUUCGGUCUGAUUUGGUGACCCCUGUUGCUACCAUGGUAACACCACACUCAAUGAGUAGUUACUUAGAAAUACAACAGAAGAGCAGCUGGUUUUUCUGUUUACAGAGCAGUCAGGCAAACAUUUAGUUGUCUGCACACAGUGCCAGUAGUUUGUUGCUUGGCUGAGGAGUUGGAAGUAUAUGGCAAAUCUUUAUCUAACAGCUCACUGUGGCUGCUCCUGACUCUUCAUUACCCCGAGCAGUUUUCACAAUGAAUCUGAUGUCUAAAAACAACCAAAAUGACUCGUUCUGUAGACGCAUUUUUGAUGAACGGUUGCAGUCAGCACUGUGACAAAUACACUGUUUCCUGUCACUGCUUCACAAUAAAAGUCAACCGGCGUUUCCACCGCUGGAUGCUUUUAAUGUGAAGUAUUAGCAGUAGGAAAUGUUGUGUUUGUAUUCGCAGUAACUUAACAUCUCUGAUGUGUUCAAAGGCUGCAAGGCUGAUAUCAACAAAACUCAAUUACAUACAUAUAGAUAAUUACAGAGUGUUCAUACAUUGAAUGGCUAUUGCUGAAAAAACAUGAAUAGUAUCAAAAAGUUUGACUGAAUUAAAAUUUUAUGGAUUAUAAUUUUUUAAAGAAACAACCACUUCUGGUGCCUCUGAUACAGAUUAUUUUACACUGCCUAUGAACUAUAUGGAGCUUUUCAUUUCAGAGCAGCAGCCACGUAUUAAUGACUGUGUAACCUACAUAGAUGCAGUUUUAAUUCCUAUAAUGUGAUACUCUUGUUAUCCAAAUACAUGUAAAAAAUGGCCUGUUACCUCCUCUCAGUGCAAAAUGAUUUCCAAGAACAUACGGUUCAGUUUUCUUAGGUGAGUUUUUUGUUCUUAAGUUAUUACAGUGCUCAGUACAUUUUUAAGAGUUUAUCUCUGUAUUGUAAACAACAAAAAGGGCUUCAGAUGUACAUGUGUAAAUGUGUGUGCAUUAUGUACAAAAAGACAUAAAUAAAAUGUAGGCGUUUUUUACAAA